GAUUUGUUGUACCCAUUUUUUUCUCUCUUGACUUCAACCGAGAAACAGUCAUAACAAGAAGCAUUUUCAAUUUGAAAAUGUGAAUGAAAUUCGAAAUUUCAUCCGUUGGAGUUAAUAGAAACAAUAAAAUGUUUAAACCACUGACGGAAAAACGGGUACUUUUGACGGCACUAGUCCAAGCUGGCUGUAUUGGGCACUGUGUAUUCGAAUAUAUUGCUGAUUUUGUCACGACAACUGGUCCAUCGAUGGAACCGACAUUGCAUUCAAAUAAUAUUCUACUUGCCGAGAGAAUAAGUAAGCGAUUACAAAAUUAUGAACGAGGUGACAUAGUCAUAGCCAAGAGUCCAAUCGAACCAAAAAUGUUGGUUUGCAAACGUGUGGUCGGUUUGCCCGGCGAUAAAAUCUACAUGAAACCCCGAAUCAACUUCAAUCCAUUUGGAUCCACGUCAAAAACCGAAGUGAACAAAGACUUGAAAGAAGAUGCAUUGAAAGACAUCAUGCCAUUCGUCGAUAUUGAAGAAGAUGAAGCAUUUGACGGUGACAAAUCGAAACAUAUUAGCAAUCAGGAUGCAUCGAUGAGAACAUUUCGCAGUAAAGUAAUAAUUGUACCGAAGGGUCACCUAUGGCUUGAGGGGGACAAUAGCGACAAUAGCAUUGAUUCACGCACCUAUGGACCGGUUCCAAUGGGUUUGGUUCAAAGUCGAGCCGCCGCACGACUAUAUCCUGAUCCAACAGUUUUCUAAUCUUCCAUUCUGAUUAGAUUGUAAAUUAUAGCAUCUUCUUCAAUAAACAUCUCAUAAGCAAAUCAAUACAUGUGGUUAGUUCUUGGCUUUGAAAAGUUUGAAAUAAUUUAAAAAAAUGAACAUUGAGUGACAAAAUAACUCAUUAUGAAUAGAAUUCAGA
Molecule: messenger RNA, 903 nt
Organism: Sitodiplosis mosellana (orange wheat blossom midge)
Lineage: Eukaryota; Metazoa; Arthropoda; Insecta; Diptera; Cecidomyiidae
Product: mitochondrial inner membrane protease subunit 1
Exons: 2
Coding region: 84-743 (219 amino acids)
Cellular component (GO): mitochondrial inner membrane peptidase complex; membrane
Molecular function (GO): serine-type endopeptidase activity
Source: RefSeq, a predicted model, not a curated record